Molecule: messenger RNA, 459 nt
Organism: Geosmithia morbida
Lineage: Eukaryota; Fungi; Ascomycota; Sordariomycetes; Hypocreales; Bionectriaceae
Product: RNA recognition motif
Exons: 2
Coding region: 1-459 (152 amino acids)
Molecular function (GO): RNA binding
Source: RefSeq, a predicted model, not a curated record
AUGACAGACUCGGCGCGGUGGAAAGCCACCGUCUACGUUGGUGGUCUCUCACCUCUGGCUGCCACCAACCACGUCCUUGACGCCUUCAUCCCGUUUGGUGAGAUUGUCGAGGUCAAGGUGCCCAAGAAUGACGCACCUAAUGCCCAGAGCCCUCACAGGGGAUUCGCCUACGUCGAGUAUGAGGACAGCGCAGAUGCCAAGGAGGCUAUUGAUAACAUGGACCAGUCCGAGCUUUUUGGCAAGGUCCUCAAAGUGUCACCAGCAAAGCCGCCCAAAAGUGCCGAUGAGGGACUUGGAAGCAAAACGGCCGUGUGGGAACAGGAGGGCUGGUUGUCAAAAAAUGCUGCCGAGGAGGGCAACGGUGUCGCGGAUGAUGCAGAGCCUCCGAUGGAUAGUUCGGUCCCCGAUCCCAUGCAGGGGCUAGAAGGACUGGAUGUCGCGGGACCGCAGCCGCAGUGA